CAAAUAAACACCAAAAGCAGAAACGCGUUUUUCCACACUCACAUUCACCGAGGUCCUCAUCUCUUCACUUUCCAGUUUCCUCCACCGCUUCCCCCUUCCAUCAGAGUGCAGCGUCGAUCUGAAGUCUUAUCCACCUGAAUUUCACAAUGCCGACCAGUUUCUAUCCAAACGUAUGGAGAUUUCUGGGAUUCGGGUCAAGUGUACUUGGAUUCAUCUGUUUCGCCCUGGGGACUCCGUUUCAGAAACUGUUUGGACAGUGGAACUUGUUGAAGAUCGUCGUGUACAGUAUCGCCAGCUUGAUGUUCUCCAUCUUGAUGCUCUUUGUAAGAGACAUCGAGCAGCGAUUCCCAAGGGUUUUUCGGAUGAAAACACUAGUGAGUUGUUCGGUUCUACUACUUACGUCUCUCUACUCGUAUUAUGAUGACCGAAGCAAACAGGGGGAAGGGGAGGGAAAUGGAUAUCAAAGCAUAGUGAGUUUGAUUUGCUUUGGGUCAUUUACAUUGACGUGCAAGAGCUUGUCAAGACAAGUACAGCAACCUAGAUUCGACUUUGCCAUGUCGAAUUUCUUUCUAGGAUUGCUGGUGUUAGCGAUCAUGAAAAUAAACUUGAAAGUGGCUGUCGUUGUGGUAGUUGUUUGCUAUGUGUUGAUGAGUUUUUGGCCCGGUUCAAAUCCCCGGCGUCGUGACCACAUGCUACCGGUUCAGAACAGGUUGAAUGGGUUCCCUCCUUUCCCUUUUCCUGUGAAAAUGAAGGAAGCCGUGGUUCAAAAAUGAUUUAUAUGAUAUUUGAUCGGAUCACACUUCACGAUUAAUAAAUUUGGAUAGUUUAAUUACAUGAAAAAAACCUUAUUUAGUGUUAUAACUACAGUUUUAAUUUGAAAAAAUAAGAAGGGUAUAAGAUUAGUUGAUCACUAUUUAUAUAAGUGUAUGAUGUGUCACACAUAUUGAAUUGUGACA
This is a messenger RNA of Prosopis cineraria, 956 nucleotides long. RefSeq lists its product as uncharacterized. The transcript has 2 exons. Bases 147 to 773 code for a protein of 208 amino acids. The record is from RefSeq and is a predicted model, not a curated record. Lineage: Eukaryota; Viridiplantae; Streptophyta; Magnoliopsida; Fabales; Fabaceae.